Fomitopsis serialis is the source of this 624-nucleotide messenger RNA. RefSeq lists its product as uncharacterized. The transcript is spliced from 6 exons. The record is from RefSeq and is a predicted model, not a curated record. Bases 1 to 624 code for a protein of 207 amino acids. NCBI's taxonomy places the organism in Eukaryota, Fungi, Basidiomycota, Agaricomycetes, Polyporales, Fomitopsidaceae.
AUGUUGGCAAGAGUGGUGGGGCAAUUCACGUCGCCAGGCCAACUGCAGUGGGUCAUCGAGUACUCGGAGACAACGGCACCUAUACUCACGGACAUGAGCACCCUGCAGGGGAAUGAUGAAGAUGAUAAAACAUGCUUAGAAACGGACCAGCCUAACCCGGCUCAGGACGAACCGACGGAGCAGGGCGCCACCGAAGAUCAAACAGGGCCUCCCUUCGGAGGAGAACACGAUCGUGCGAAGCGAUAUGUGGAAGACAUCCGGAGGAAUGUCGAACGUAUGCCCAUCCUACCAAAACGAGGGCCAGACCUCGGUGACCCGACGAGUUAUGGGGCUGCGGGUCUAGAGGACUGGAUCCUGCGGAAGUUAUUCGCUGAGCUCGUAGUAUUGCACCUGGCGGACGACAUUGUGCCUGGAGGAAAUGUCGUCUCCCAUCUUGAGCAAGCGGAUGACAUUGUCAUCUUCUCCGCGUCACCACUCGCCGCCCAGCAAAAGCACAAUAACCUCGCGGCGUGGUGCUCGGUGAACUUCGCUUUCAUCAACACCACGGAAACACAAACGCAAGUGAUGGUUUUCAACCUAGCGGGCCGCCAACCAACGACGACGGAGUUGCGCAUGAUGAGGUGA